Molecule: messenger RNA, 1331 nt
Organism: Dioscorea cayenensis subsp. rotundata (Guinea yam)
Lineage: Eukaryota; Viridiplantae; Streptophyta; Magnoliopsida; Dioscoreales; Dioscoreaceae
Exons: 3
Coding region: 134-1177 (347 amino acids)
Source: RefSeq, a predicted model, not a curated record
GCUUGUCCAUUUCCAACUACUCAACACCAGAUCCAACAACUAUAUUUCCCAUUUAUUCUUAUCUUUGGAAUUCAAUCUUCAUUUCAUUCUCUAAAUUAAAUUUCACUAUCUUCUCCACUCUUUUCCAUCAAUCAUGAGCACUCCAAGAAGGAGAAAGAAAGUUCAAACAUUGAUGAUCAGUGUUCAACCUCUGACACCUCUAAUGGAAGGUCCUGAUGAUCCAAACAAAGAGGAAAAGCAAGUCAAGAAGAAACAGAGCCAUGACAUCACUUCAAGAAAGAGAAUGAAUAAUUUGAAGCUGAUGCUUGGUGUCCUUGCAUGUCCUCUAUCUCCUGUUCCAUUGCAAGCUCAGCAAACCUCUCAUUUCUCUAUCAAAGAUAGUCCCAUAGAGAGUUCUUCAGCUGGUUACAUAGUGCAUCAGUACUUGGCAGCCAGUGGAUGGUUGAAAGCAAAGAAGGAAGUGAAGAGUAAGUAUACUGCAGGGAGCUUGAACAUGGUGUAUAAUGACAGUGGAACAGAGAGUGGUUGUUUUGUGUUGUGGCAGAUGUCGCCGGAGAUGUGGUUGGUGGAUAUGGUCAUCGGCAAGUGCAAGGUGGUUGCCGGAAGCAAUGGCGGCGUCGUUUGGAGACACAUGCCAUGGUUAGGGGCUCAUGCUGCUCGAGGCCCCCCACGACCUCUUCGACGUAUAAUUCAGGGUUUAGACCCGAAGGCAACCGCAAGGGUGUUUGAGAAUGCACGGUGCAUAGGUGAAAAACGCAUUGGUGAUGAGGAUUGCUUCGUCCUUAAGAUGGCCAUGAACAUGGGAGAUGGAGCUAUGAAUACAGAGGUGAUCAGGCAUGUUGUUUAUGGUUACUUCAGCCAGAGAAGUGGUUUAAUUGUUUACAUAGAAGACACACAUCUAACAAGAGUUCAGAGAUUUGGGUUGGAUACUGUGUAUUGGGAAACAACCAUUGGGAGUACAAUUGAAGAUUAUAGAGAGAUUGAUGGCAUUUUGAUUGCACACCAAGGGAGGUCUGUUGCAACAGUGUUUAGAUUUGGGAAGAGUUCUGGUAGUGAGAGUAGAAUAAGAAUGGUGGAAAAAUGGAGGAUUGAUGAUGUUGUUUUUGAUGUUCCUGGUCUUUCUAUUGAUUGUUUUAUUCCUCCUGCUGAAAUAAUGGGUGUCAGUAAGGGUUUGUAAUCUGGUUUUAUGGUUCUUGUUUUGUAAAUUAGAGUUUAAUCACUGGUUUAAUUCUAGCUCUUUGAGUUAACAGAGCUUGUGUUUAUGGCUGAGAAAACUUUUGUUUUUCAGCUUUUGGUUUCUGUCUGUACAUCAAUUCAGAAAUUUAUGAUUU